Molecule: messenger RNA, 1620 nt
Organism: Aspergillus piperis CBS 112811
Lineage: Eukaryota; Fungi; Ascomycota; Eurotiomycetes; Eurotiales; Aspergillaceae
Product: serine/threonine-protein phosphatase 2A activator
Exons: 3
Coding region: 106-1506 (466 amino acids)
Biological process (GO): mitotic spindle organization
Cellular component (GO): nucleus; cytoplasm; protein phosphatase type 2A complex
Molecular function (GO): protein tyrosine phosphatase activator activity; peptidyl-prolyl cis-trans isomerase activity
Source: RefSeq, a predicted model, not a curated record
CCUUCCUCCCCCCCACCAUCCUUCAUUUCCCUUUUCUCUCCACCUGCUUCCACACUCGUUUGGAUACCAUCUAUCCAAUUCCUUUCGCACGCGCUUAGCUACAUCAUGGCGGCGGACCUCCCUUCAGUCCGUGUGUUGCCCACCCUCGACCCCGCGGUGGGGCACACAUUCGCCGAGCCCACCAAACGCAUCCACGAGCACAGCGAUGUCUCCGAAUUUCUGUGUUCUAAAGCUUAUGUCGACCUUAUGACAUUCCUCCUCCAGCUCAACCGGUCAAUGUAUCCAGCCAAGCUUGAGGAUGGGCGCGUUCAGACUUGGCCCUUGAACUCUGAUGCUGUGGAGUACUCCGCGCCGGUUCGCCAACUCCAGCAGCUGCUCUCCAAGCUAGAAGCUAUUCUCGAGGAAGCUCCCCCCGAUAAAGGCCCCCGUAGAUUCGGCAACAUCAGCUUUCGGAGGUGGUACGAGAUUGUUGAAAGCCGUGCUUCCAGCCUCCUCGAGGAGUGUCUCUCUCCGGAGGUCCUCAAUCGCAAGUCAGCGGACCCCGAGGGGCCUACGGCGGCAGUAGAGCUCAAGGCAUACUUUCUGGGAAGCUGGGGAAGCCCUCAACGUCUAGACUAUGGGACUGGUCAUGAACUGAGCUUCCUGGCCUUCCUGGCUGGGCUCUGGAAGUUGCAUGGAUUUCCACAGAGCACUCCUGGUGUCGAAGAGAGAGCCAUUGUUUUGGGUGUCAUUCAGCCAUACCUUGAGCUAGUGCGAACAAUUAUCAAAACCUAUACCUUGGAACCCGCCGGUUCCCACGGCGUGUGGGGACUCGAUGAUCACUCUUUCAUCCCCUAUAUUUUCGGCUCAGCGCAGUUUGCUCCAGCUAUAUCUGAGACGGAUCGAGUGCCAGAAGAAGGUUCUUUGCCGGAUGCGCCUGAUCCGACCGGCGUUGCCAAGGUGAACGUGGUGGAACGGGAACGUCGUGGAAACCUCUACUUUUCUGCCAUCGGCUUUAUCUACGACGUGAAGAAGGGCCCGUUCUGGGAGCACAGUCCAAUGCUCUACGAUAUUUCUGGAAUCAAGACCGGCUGGGCCAAGAUUAACAAGGGGAUGAUUAAGAUGUACAACGCCGAAGUGCUGUCCAAGUUUCCCGUGGUACAGCACUUCCCGUUCGGCUCUCUGUUCAGCUGGGAUCGAGAUCCAAACGCCAUACCUCAGCUCUCUACCGUCCACACGUCGUCCGCGCCACAACCUCGACAAACCGAAGCCCCCCAGGCAUCUGGUCCAGGAACUAAAGCCCCAUGGGCUACAUCUCAAGCUGUCCCUCCAACCAGCGGAACUGCCGCACCCUGGGCAACAGCACGCGGUCCGGCUAGAGGACCAACUCUGCCCGACACGUCCCGGCUACCGCCCGGCCCGAUGGCCCCGACGAGGGCCCCUUGGGCAAAUGCAGCCCCAGGGCCGGCUCCUGGUGCUGCCGACCCUCAAGGGGACGUAACGACCAAGGCACCCUGGGCUAAAUAACUGGCUACUCCUGCUUGAUCGAGCAUUUUCUGUACUUAUACCCUUGCAUGAUAUCAUUUGCAUACAUAAGUGAAUCGUAAAAAGUUGACAUGCCAUUAUGCCAUAACUCCAAAC